AUGUUCAAAGGUCAGAUGAUGAAUGGAUUUGAGAUGAGUGACCUUGGACUCCUCACUUAUGUUUGGGGAACUGAGUUCAAAGUGACUCAAUAUGGUGUAGUGAUGUAUCAAUCUAAAUAUGCAAAAGAUCCAUUGAAAAGGUUCAAUAUGCUACAAAGCAAUCCAAUAGGAACACUAGUUGAAGUUGGACUUGUGUUAAAGAAUGAUACAGAUGAAUAUCUGGUUGAUCCUACUUAUUAUAGAAAGAUAGUUGGAUGCUUGAGAUAUUUGUGCAAUACAAGGCCUAAUCUCAGCUUCAGUAGAUUCAUGCAAGAGCCAAAGCAGUCUCACUUGUUAGUUGUAAAGAGGAUACUAAGAUAUGUGCAAGGGACAGUGGACUUUGGAAUCCUAUUUCCAAAGGCUGAGGUUGGUAUAGAACUAGAAUUGGUUAGAUAUUCUUAUUCAGAUUGA
Messenger RNA from Glycine soja, 450 nucleotides. RefSeq lists its product as uncharacterized. The transcript has a single exon. The record is from RefSeq and is a predicted model, not a curated record. Bases 1 to 450 code for a protein of 149 amino acids. Lineage: Eukaryota; Viridiplantae; Streptophyta; Magnoliopsida; Fabales; Fabaceae.